Theobroma cacao (cacao) is the source of this 2755-nucleotide messenger RNA. Lineage: Eukaryota; Viridiplantae; Streptophyta; Magnoliopsida; Malvales; Malvaceae. The record is from RefSeq and is a predicted model, not a curated record.
AUUUAACAGGUAAGAGUUUAAGUUUUUUAUUUUUUGAAAAGCAACAGGUAAGAGUUUUUACUUCCAAAUUAUGCAUUAUAUGGUACUAAACUAUAGCUGGAACCUUGUCCCUGAUAUUUGCAUAAACAUUUUAUUCCCUAGUUUAUUUGCAAAUAAUUUCCUUCUGUAAAAAUGUUGAGAAAGUGGAUAGCUUUAUAAUACUGAGAUUUUGCUCCUUUGGUUUUUGUUACGCUUGCAGGGGAAAUCCCAUGGGAAAUUGGAAAUCUUUAUUCACUGGAGAUAUUGGCUGUCCAGCAUAUGCGUCUAACUGGUCCCAUCCCACCUUCCAUCUUCAACAUAUCUUCUUUAAAAGAAAUUUCUCUGAACAACAAUAGUCUAUCUGGUGAAAUACCUUCUAUGAUCUCAAUUUCAAAUCUUGAGGAGCUUAGACUAUGGGGAAAUAAUCUCAGCGGCAAUAUUCCCAAUUUUAUCUCCAGUGCUUCUAAGCUCAGAAUCUUAGCACUAGAAGAAAACUCAUUCUUUGGUCUUAUCCCAAAUACACUUGGCAAUUUAACUUUCCUUGAGCGGCUGAGCCUCGCAUCUAAUAAUUUGAUCACUGAAACUUCAACACAUGAGUGGAGCUUUUUGUCUUCUUUGGCAAAUUGCAGGAAUCUGAGAUAUUUGAACCUAUCAUUCAAUCCAUUGAAUGGCAUUCUUCCAAGUUCUAUCUCAAAUCUGUCGACAUCUCUUCAUUUUUUCUAUGCCUCAGAUGUCAAAAUUACAGGUAGCAUUCCCAGGGAAAUUGGUAACUUAAGCAAUAUUACAACUUUAGACCUUUCCCAUAAUGAAUUUAGUGGAUCUAUUCCAGCAACAAUAGGAAGGCUACGAAAUGUCCAGGGUUUGCUUCUUCAUGGUAAUCAAUUACAAGGGUCUAUCCCACCAAGUGUCUGCGGUUUAGAGAGAUUAUAUAACCUAUCAUUAGGUGGCAACAUGCUCCAUGGUCCUAUACCAACUUGUUUGGCGAAUUUGACUUCUCUGAGGUAUCUUUACUUAGACUCCAACAAAUUGAAUUCAACAAUACCCUUAUCCUUGUGGAGCCUUAAUGAUAUCUUAGAGGUAGACUUGUCCUCAAAUUAUUUGAAUGGUUCCCUUCAACUGGGCAUUGAGAAACUGAAGGUAUUGACACAUUUGAAUUUGUCAAGGAAUCUGUUAUCGGGUGAAAUCUUGAGUUCAAUUGGAGAACUCCAGGAUCUGAUUUCUCUAGACUUAUCCAAUAAUAGAUUUGAUGGUUAUAUUCCUGAAUCAUUUGGUGAUUUGAUAAGUUUGGAAUCCUUGGAUUUAUCCAACAACAAUCUCUCUGGAGUCAUUCCCAAAUCUUUGGAGAGACUUUCGUCUCUCAAUCAUUUUAAUGUGUCCUUCAAUAGACUAGAAGGAGAAAUCCCCAGUAGAGGACCCUUUAGAAACUUCUCAGCUAAAUCAUUUAUGAAUAACUGUGGACUUUGCGGUUCACCGGCACUACAAGUUCCACCUUGUAAAAGUAGACAAUCGAAGAUGACUCCUUGGCAUGUUUUGAAAUAUGUUUUACCAGUAGUUGCUUCAUUAAUACUGAUAGCAAUCUUCUUUAUUCUCCUUAAAAGAUGCCAAAAAAAGAGUAUAAAUCUGCCUGUUAACGAAGAUUUAUUGCCUCUGGAAAAAUGGAGAAGAAUUUCCUACAGUGAACUUUUACAAGCAACUAAUGGAUUUGAUGAAUGCAACUUGCUUGGUUCAGGGGGUUUUGGGUCUGUGUAUAGAGGAACACUUUCAGAUGGGAUGAAUGUCGCAAUAAAAGUGUUCAAUAUGCACUCAGAGGACGGCUUCAAGAGUUUUGAUGUUGAAUGUGAAGCAAUGCGCAAUAUUUUUCAUCGGAAUCUUGUCAAGGUCUUUAGUAGUUGCUCUAAUGUUGACUUCAGAGCCUUAAUGUUUGAGUUCAUGCCUAACGGCAACCUUGAGAAAUGGUUAUAUUCCUAUAACUAUUAUCUCAAUCUCCUACAAAGAAUUGACAUAAUGAUUGAUGUUGCAUCAGCACUAGAAUAUCUCCAUUUUGGCUGCUCAGUACCUGUGAUCCAUUGUGACUUAAAGCCAAGCAAUAUCCUGCUAGAUAAUGACAUGGUUGCACAUGUUGGAGAUUUUGGCCUUGCCAAACUCUUGGGAGAAGAAGAUUCUAUAAGACAAACUAAGACACUUGCUACUAUUGGGUAUAUGGCACCAGAAUAUGGAUCGACUGGAAUUGUUUCUCUAAAAGGUGAUGUCUAUAGUUAUGGUAUUUUAUUGAUGGAAACUUUCACAAGAAAGAAACCUACCGAAGAAAUUUUUUCCGUUGAAAUGAGUUUGAAGGAUUGGGUGAAAAAUUCACUUUCCAAUGGAACAAUUGAUGAGGUUUUGGAUGCCAAUUUGUUAAGAGAGGAGGAACUUUUCAUAGAUAAAGUGAACGCUUUAUCAUCUAUCAUGGGAUUAGCUCUAGACUGUACAACUAAGUUGCCUGAAGAAAGGAAAAAUAUGAAGGCUGUUGUGGCCAUACUCAAGAAAAUCAAAAUUAAGUUUCUAAAGGAUGUUGAGAUGGCUUAUAAUGGAGAAGGAAAGAUUGCUGAGAGGAACUGUAGGUUUGGUGAUGACUACCGAGCCAUUACGAUCAGUGAUGUGGCUGUAUGUGAAAACAAUGGAUAGUCUUCACACAAGGCAUUUACUUUAAGACUUAUCAAUCACAGUUUUUUAUAAUACACCCGAUGAUUACAAAUUA